This is a messenger RNA of Necator americanus (New World hookworm), 2898 nucleotides long. RefSeq lists its product as uncharacterized. Gene Ontology annotation, biological process: receptor localization to synapse; establishment or maintenance of epithelial cell apical/basal polarity; embryo development. Gene Ontology annotation, cellular component: neuromuscular junction; neuron projection; postsynaptic density membrane. Gene Ontology annotation, molecular function: protein binding. The transcript is spliced from 25 exons. NCBI's taxonomy places the organism in Eukaryota, Metazoa, Nematoda, Chromadorea, Rhabditida, Ancylostomatidae. The record is from RefSeq and is a predicted model, not a curated record. Bases 1 to 2898 code for a protein of 965 amino acids.
AUGCCGGUUCGCCAUUCUGGAGAAGCGUACCGUGCGUUGGAAUUGUUAGAAGAGUAUCAUGCUCUUCUCACACGUCCAGGAGAUGAUGAACUGCGAUUGGCAAUAGAGCGUGUUAUAACGACUUUCAAAAACAGCUUAUUCCAAGCAUUGCUGGAUCUCCAAGAGUUUUACGAGGAAACUCUCCUCAACGAACGGAAAUCCGUGUUCCAAAAGAUUGCAGAGUCAAAAGAAGUUGCUCGUCGCUUGGAUGUCAGUCCGCCGUUCGGGACUUCAUCUGCAUCUCGAAUUGAUCAGUCAUUCAUUCCAACGCAAACCGCUCCACUUGCAACAGCGGAGAACGGACUUGGAAGUGUCGGGAACUCUUCGUAUUCUUCGAGUCAUGUAGUUCAUGAAAGAUUCCGUCAAAUUGUGAGUGGAGACGGUCAAAGCACGAAUGACGGUAGCUGGCAAACCACUGAAACUACAACGCGGACGUUUGACGGACCUGGCGGUGUUCAGAAGCACUCAGUCACGCACAAUGGGGUUAUCGAUAGUAUGGGAAGAGCGUGGGAAAUUGAAGACGUUGUAUUGGAGAAAGGCACAACCGGAUUAGGAUUUUCGAUCACUGGAGGAACUGAUCAACCAGCGGAAGAUGGUGACACCUCAAUCUACGUUACCAAUAUAAUUAUGGGUGGUGCUGCCGCUGCCGAUGGAAGAAUGAAAAAAUACGACAAGAUUCUGAAAGUCAACAAUACUGAUUGCGUAAACGUUCCUCAUGAAGUUGCUGUCAACGCUUUGAAGACAGCAGGAAAUGUAGUCAAAUUGACCCUCAAACGACGUCGUGAAGCAUUGAAUCUACCAAUUACAAGUGGACCCACUUUGGGGUCAGCUAGCCAUUUAAACAGAAGUGAUCUCACUUCGUCCUUGGGAGCUCUCAACGUUUCUCGAAGUUUUGAUGGACCUGCUCAUUCACCAAGUAUACCUUCAUAUCCACCACCACCUCCACCAGCUCAUAGUAGUUCACAAUCUCACCUUAAUCAAUCAACGCCAUUGGCAGGAUUAAGUUCUCGAGCUAGAAUGGCGCAAACUAUUGACCUCUACAAGGGUCAACGAGGUUUGGGUUUCUCGAUUGCUGGAGGAGUUGGGAACGAGCAUGUUCCUGGUGACACAGACAUCUAUGUGACCAAGAUCAUAGACGGAGGAGCCGCGUAUCACGAUGGUCGUCUCGGAGUAGGAGAUCGGAUUCUUGCGGUGGACGAUGUUGCUUUGGAAAACGUUACACACGAGUACGCUGUAAAUGUGCUGAAGCAAACUGGCACCAAAGUGACCUUAUUGGUACUCAAAGCGGACCCAAAUGUGAGCAUCGCAACGGUUGAAGAGACUGCCAGUCGCCAGUUUGUCCCAAGUACUCCACAAUAUCCUGUGACAACACCAGUGAGAUCCAGUUCAAUGCAAGAUUUCAACCGCUCAUUUGAUUCGCAAACUGCGUUAGCGUACGGGGGUCCUCAAUCAGUUGGAGGAGGAGUGGUUCCGCACCAGGUUCCAAUAACUAUGGAUCCAAGACCAGUGCCGCUUUAUAGAGGAAAUCAAGGACUCGGUUUCAACAUCGUUGGUGGAGAAGACAACGAACCGAUUUAUAUCAGCUACGUAUUGCCAGGUGGUGUGGCGGAUCUAAGUGGUAACGUCAGAAAGGGUGACGUACUUUUGGAAGUGAAUGGACGUUCUCUUCGCAAUGCGACUCACUCCCAAGCUGCGGAAGCUCUGAAAAACGCACAGAAUCCCGUUACACUCACACUGCAGUACAGACCUCAUGACUACCAGCAAUUUGAGGCAAAAAUCGAGCGUUUACGGAAUGACAUGAUUCAGCUUAAUACUGCUGGAGGUACGCUUCCUCGUAAGGAUCUUUACGUAAAAGCUCUUUUCGACUAUGACCAUAGUAGAGAAGUUGGAGUGCCACAUCGAUCUAUAUCAUUCCAAUACGGCGAUGUCCUGCACGUUAUGAAUACGUCAGAUGAUGAUUGGUGGACGGCGAAAAAGGUGCUAGAGAAUGGAGAAGAGACACAAGAAGGAGUUAUUCCGUCGAAGAAACGCAUUGAAAAAAGAGAAAGGGCUAGGAGAAAACAGGUGAACUUCAACGCUGGUUCCAUGUCGUUAGGACGGAGUGCUGGAAGUGGAAUGGAUGGCAGACGUGGAAGCAAGAGUCAGCUUUCAUUCUCGAGAAAGUUCCCAUUCGUGAAGAGUACUGACCGACUGAAUGAGUUCACCGAUCAAGAACUAGGAGUUACCGAAGAUCCAAUCUUCUCGUACCAGGUUGUGGACCAACAACAGUUGAAUUAUGUGCGACCAGUAAUCAUCCUUGGAGCACUGAAAGACAGAAUCAAUGACGAACUUGUCACAAGAAAUCCAGACCGCUUCAGCAGCUGCGUUCCUCACACUUCACGGCCUCCUCGUGAGCACGAAGUUGAUGGCCGAGAUUACCAUUUCGUCAGCAAAGCGCAAAUGGAACAUGACGUAAAGAAUAACCUGUUUAUUGAAGCCGGCCAAUUCCAAAAUAACCUUUAUGGAACGAGCAUCGACAGCGUUCGAAUGGUUGCCCAGCAGGGUCGUCAUUGUAUUUUGGAUGUAAGCGGGAAUGCAAUUAGGCGCCUGCAAUCGGUUGCAAAUAUCUACCCAAUUGCGAUAUUUAUUAAGCCAAGCAGCCAUCAUCACAUUAUGCAAUUGGAUCAUUCAUUGAAUGAAGACGAGGCCAUGCAACAAUUCCAGCGAUGUCAACGACUAGAGCAGACGUUUGGCGAUUUGUUCACACAUGUCGUUUCGCAUGGGCAGACAGCUGAGGAAGUUCUUAGUCGUGUGCAGCACCUCAUCGCUACAGAAGCGCGACCAUACGUUUGGGUGCCAAAUAACAGUAGACAGAUCUAA